Molecule: messenger RNA, 2110 nt
Organism: Prosopis cineraria
Lineage: Eukaryota; Viridiplantae; Streptophyta; Magnoliopsida; Fabales; Fabaceae
Product: pectinesterase-like
Exons: 2
Coding region: 212-1927 (571 amino acids)
Biological process (GO): cell wall modification
Molecular function (GO): pectinesterase activity; pectinesterase inhibitor activity
Source: RefSeq, a predicted model, not a curated record
CAAGGUACAUAAACCCGACCUCCCUGCAUUUGACAGCAUCGCUCUCAUUCACCCAUCAUCCCAAGGGGAGCAAUCUCCUCAUCCUUCAUUUUAUUUUCGCUCCGAUUAACCUGAACUUCAGCGAUUUGCUCAUUCAUGCUAUAAGUCAUUAAUCGGAGAGGAAAGCAUCAAUAAAUUCCACCCCAAAAAAAAAAAAAAACCUCAAAUAAAGAUGAGCAGAAAAGUGAUUGUGCCUGCUGUUUCCAUCAUCCUCGUGGUGGGUGUGGCCCUCGCAGUUGUCGGCGUCGUCCACUACAAGAGCAAUAACAGCAACGAUGGUCAGCCACAGACCAACACCCACACAAAGGCCGUUGCAGCCAUAUGCCAAACUUCCGACGACCAGCAGCUCUGCCACAACACGCUCGACCCCGUCAACAGCACCGACCCUAAGGAUUAUAUAAAGGCGGUGGUGGAAUCCGCCAUGAACACCGUCAUACAGUCCUUUAAUCUCACAGACAGGGUUGCCGUAGAGCACGGAAAUGGAACCACGAGAGGCAUCAAGAUGGCCAUCGAGGAUUGCCAGGACUUGUUGCAAUCUGCGAUAGCGGAACUGCAAGCAUCGGGCGUGCUCGUUCAGGACAACAAUGCUCGAAGCGUCACUGACCGGGAAGAUGACCUCAAGAACUGGUUGAGCGCCGUCAUCGCCUACCAGCAAUCCUGUCUCGAUGGGUUUUCGACGGACGACGAUGGCGAGAAGGCGAUUCAGCAACAAUUGCAAACAGGUGGCCUGGACAACGUGGAGAAGCUCACAGGGCUGGCACUGGAUGUUGUGGCGGGCAUUUCCCAGUUUCUCUCCGUCUUGGACUUGGACUUGGACGUGAAACCUGCUUCUCGUCGCCUUCUGAACACGGUGGAUGUGAAUUACGACGGCUAUCCCACCUGGAUGUCCAACAACGAUCGCAAGCUCAUCGAGCUCCCCAACACCGGACAUCCCGUGGAUCAGCCCAACGCAGUAGUUGCCCAGGACGGCAGUGGCCAGUUCAAGACCAUCCAAGAAGCCAUCAACUCUUACCCACCAAAAUUCGAAGGCAGAUUCACCAUUUACGUCAAGGCCGGUACCUAUAAUGAAAUCGUCCACAUUACCAAGAAGACGCCCAACAUUCUCAUCUACGGUGAUGGCCCCGCAAAGACCAUCGUCACCGGCAACAGGAGCUACACCUCCGGCUGGAAAACCAUCAAAACUGCCACCUUCACCACCUUGGCUGACGGCUUCAUUGCCAAGUCGAUGGCAUUCGAGAACACCGCCGGGCCUGAAGGACAUCAAGCAGUUGCACUGAGGGUGAUGGGCGAUCGCUCAGCGUUCUUCGACUGUGCCAUGCACGGUUACCAAGACACCUUGUACGCCCACGCCAAACGUCAAUUCUACCGCAAUUGUGAGAUCUCCGGCACAGUGGACUUCAUCUUCGGAUACGGCAGCACCUUGAUCCAAAACUCCAGGAUCAUUGUCAGGAAGCCCAUGGAUAACCAGCAAAACAUCGUCGUCGCCGACGGCACUGCACAAAAGCAAAUGCGCACGGGAAUUGUCCUCCAGAACUGCCAGAUCAUGGCCGACGCCAGCCUCACCCCCGACAGGUUGACAGUGAAGUCAUACCUGGCCAGACCAUGGAAGGCAUACUCCAGGGCUAUCUUCAUGGAAAGUGAAAUCGGCGACCUCAUCAACGCCGACGGGUUUCUUCCAUGGAUGGGCAACUUGUUCCUGGACACCUGCUUCUUCGCCGAGUACGCGAACACCGGUCCUGGUGCCGCCACAAACAGCAGGGUCAAGUGGAGCCACGGCGUCCUCUCCAAGGCUGAUGCUACUCAAUACACCGCCGAACCUUGGCUUCAGGCGGGCGCCUGGUUGCCCACCACCGGCAUUGCCUUCGACAGUGGUCUCACCAAAGCUUAACUCAUUCAUUUCCCCCACAUCCCCCACAUCAUCGACCAAUUCAUUUUCAUCAUUAUUUCUGCAGGAGGUUUUACCACCAAUUCAUUGCACUGUUGUUACUAUUGCUAUAAUAUUCUGCUCUCCUGCAUUUGUAAUGGAGAGAUGAGUUCAAUAAUAUAUUAUUAUCCUACCUUUUCUUUUUCU